This is a messenger RNA of Kockovaella imperatae, 734 nucleotides long. RefSeq names its product OSCP/delta subunit of ATPase. Gene Ontology annotation, biological process: proton motive force-driven mitochondrial ATP synthesis. Gene Ontology annotation, molecular function: proton-transporting ATP synthase activity, rotational mechanism. Lineage: Eukaryota; Fungi; Basidiomycota; Tremellomycetes; Tremellales; Cuniculitremaceae. The transcript has 6 exons. The coding region runs from base 60 to 683 and encodes 207 amino acids. The record is from RefSeq and is a predicted model, not a curated record.
CCACAGCGUAGCGCAGGUUCAGCGAGUCUUCAUCGACGAACACCCCAUACAGAUCCACAAUGGCGAGCGCAAUGAGGACCGUCCUGAGAAGGGGUUAUGCGACAGCUAAAGAUGUCAAGCCCCCUAUCCAGCUCAACUCUUUGACGGGAACUUAUGCUACUUCUGCCUACGUCGCCGCCUUGAAGAAGUCUUCCAAGGACUUGGAGCAGUUGGCGAAGGAUGUUGAGUCUUUUGACAAGAAGAUGAAGUCGGACAGCAAAAUCGAUGCUUUCGUCCGCAAUCCUACCCUGUCAUCCACAGAACGAUCCCUCGUCCUCAAGGAGCUUGUCGGCUCUUCCUCCUCUCCUAUGCUUCUCAACCUCCUCACUGUCCUCUCUGAAAAUGGACGUCUGGCCUCGGCGCCAAAGGUUUUUGACGACUUUGGAAGUCUGAUGGCCGCUUACCGCGGAGAACUGGAGGUCAUUGUCACUUCUGCCGAGCCCUUGGACAGCUCUGCCAUGUCUAGGUUGGACAAGGCUCUGAAAGCCACGGAGAUUGCAAAGGGAAAGAAGAUUAAGAUCCAGAACAAGGUCAAUCCCGCUGUUCUCGGUGGCCUAGUCGUCGACUUUGGUGACAAGACAAUCGACCUGUCCGCCUCAUCGAAAGUCAACCGCUUCAACGCUGCUCUUGCUCAGGGUGUGUAAGAUGGGUGAAAUGGUGCGAGACAAAAUUGCAUGCAACCAUUAGAAUUGGCU